UAUGGUCAGGGUAAAUAAUCAGCCCAAAGAUGCCUAAGAUCACUCUUUGAGAUUAAUCUGAUCCCCGAUUUGUCAUGGCAGGGUGUAGGCACUUCUCUAUUCUUUUACAUAUACUUUUCUUUUCCUUUGUAUUUCCUCAUGUGUAAGUCUCUUUGGCUGAAAGCGUCUGCUGAAUGAAUAAAAGUAAAUGCAGAUGUACUUUACUUCUCCUAAGUGCUGAUUGGCUUUCAUUUCUGACAGCUGAUUGCAUGAGUACAUGUUUACACUGGGAAACGCGCAAAUACAAAGUAGUCCGCAUAAUAAAAUCAUUUUUAAAAAUCAUAAUAUAGUCAUAGCUAAUUAUUUUGCUGUCAUUUCACUUUCUUGUUAGUUGUGUACUGAGUACUGCUUUGGUAAGCUGUAUGGAAUUUAGUAUUGAAUUCACACUGCAGAAGUGAAUUCGUUUUUAAUUGUGAUGUAAAGGAACUUUAUCAGCCCUGACUUUAGUACAGGAAAGUACCAGCUCUCACUUCUUCACACUUAACUCCAGUGAUGUCGAUGCAGGAGCUGCUAGAGGAUAUGCAGGAACAAGUGGGCAGGUUGACUGCACUGCUCCAGGAUGAACGCAGAUCACACGAACAGAGUUACCGUGCGUUGUUCGAUGAAGCAGAGCACAAGGCUGAAAAAUGCAAGCAACAUCAUCAGCUGGAGAUGGACCAACUGAUGCAGGACCACAGGUCUGAGAUGAGUAAACUGGUGGCAGCUCACACUAGGACACUAGAGGAUGAAAGGAAAAGUGCUGAGGAGAGAUAUGCUCUGCUCAAAAAAGACUAUGAUUUCCUCAAAUGCUCCUUCAGACCUUACAAGGACAGUGUGCUUGAUGACAACUGUUCGAAGCGUAAAGAAGAGCAGGAAAGAUGCCUGAAGAAACAACUCUUGUGGUUGAAGGAGCAGCUGAAUCAGAGUGAGGCAGAGAGAGAGAUGGAAAGAAAAGCUUUUCAGUCAGAGACUGCAGAACUUCAUGCCAGUUUUAAAGUUGAGCUUGAGGACAUGAAGACGCAGCUGAAAGAAAAAGACAUGACUAUCAGCUUGCUGAGAGCAGCUCUGCAUCAGAUUCAGGAGGAGCUUAACAUUAUGAUGUGCCGUCUCUCAGAGCUGGGAAAAGGUGUUUAACAGCAUCCCCCUCCCCAGAUGCAUCAAUGACCAGGAAUAGACUAACAGACCAAUAUUGAGUGUCCCUUAAAAUUAUACACCGUUUCACUUUAACACUUGCAUAGUAUGUUACACUUCAGCCCUUAUGUGGAAAUAUCAAUACAACAUGCACAUACCAAUGCUGUGAGCUGAAUGAGAAAUGACUGAAGACAAUCUAGUUUUAUUCCUUUAACAAUCCUAAAGGAAUUAUGGAGGAAAAUGACAGGUUGGUACUCCAGCAGAAGAAGGAUACACAGAACUCCAUGAUUAAUCCCAAACUGAGUUUAAAUGCAUGUGAC
This is a messenger RNA of Pangasianodon hypophthalmus (striped catfish), 1469 nucleotides long. RefSeq names its product inner centromere protein. The transcript is spliced from 9 exons. NCBI's taxonomy places the organism in Eukaryota, Metazoa, Chordata, Actinopteri, Siluriformes, Pangasiidae. The coding region runs from base 532 to 1152 and encodes 206 amino acids. Gene Ontology annotation, cellular component: cytoplasm. The record is from RefSeq and is a predicted model, not a curated record.